Molecule: messenger RNA, 2370 nt
Organism: Alosa alosa (allis shad)
Lineage: Eukaryota; Metazoa; Chordata; Actinopteri; Clupeiformes; Clupeidae
Gene: cckbra
Product: cholecystokinin B receptor a
Exons: 5
Coding region: 295-1695 (466 amino acids)
Biological process (GO): neuropeptide signaling pathway
Cellular component (GO): membrane
Molecular function (GO): neuropeptide receptor activity; gastrin receptor activity
Source: RefSeq, a predicted model, not a curated record
UUAGUUCGGACUAGUGUGCGUGCACACGGCCGCAUAUUUCAGCAGUACAGUGUUUCUGACAGGAGACACAAUUAGCCAACGCCGGGGCUGUUUAUGGGGACUCUGUCCAACUAGGUGUAGCAAUUAGCUGAAGUCUGUCUUUCAUCUUUGAGUGAGCAAUGUUAUGAGGUUUUAAUGCAUUCAUCUUUCUGCAUCACGCAGCGCUGUUUGCCUGCAUCCUAUUUCAAAAUGAUAGGUCAGUGUUUCUGUUCAGUGUAACCUAAUAUCCCGAGGUCAUCCAGGGUGCAUUGUAAAAUGGAUUUUCUACAGUUAAACGUAACUGUAUCAACACUACUGGAGUUUAUCAAAACCCCAAUCAAUGGCUCUGAACAAGCCAUAAAGGCAUCAGUGGAAGUUAACAACGCUACCUGUUGCAAUGCAUCGCUCAUCCCGCGUCCCCGAGCAGGGCAGAAAGAGAUGGACUCGGUGCGCAUCCUGCUCUACACGCUCAUCUUCCUCCUCAGCGUCUUCGGGAACCUGCUCAUCAUCGCCGUGCUGACACUCAACAAGCGCAUGCGCACUGUCACCAACUGCUUCCUGCUCUCGCUGGCCGUCAGUGACCUCAUGCUGGCCAUCUUCUGCAUGCCCUUCACCCUCAUCCCCAACUUGCUCCAAGACUUCAUCUUCGGCGCUGCCAUGUGCAAGAUCGUCACCUACUUCAUGGGUAUUUCCGUCAGUAUCUCUACCUUCAGCCUGGUCGCCAUAGCGAUCGAGAGGUACAGUGCCAUCUGCAACCCGCUCAAGUCGCGCUCCUGGCAGACACGUUCCCAUGCCUACAAGGUCAUCGCGGCAACCUGGGUCGUCUCUGUGAUCAUCAUGGUUCCGUAUCCGGUGUUCAGUCAGCUGGUGCCGUUCCGCAAAGCCAACAACUCCACGGGCCACAUGUGUCGACUGGACUGGCCCAGAGGGCACGUGGAGCAGACCUGGUACAUCCUGCUUCUGCUGGUGCUGUUCCUGAUCCCUGGAGUGGUGAUGAUGAUCGCCUACGGCCUCAUCUCCCGGGAGCUCUACCGGGGCAUCCAGUUCGAGCUGGAGCAGAAGAAUGAGGCCUCUGGGAUGAAAAAUGGCCUGAAUGGUGUUGUCUCUCCAAGUGGCAGUGGCAGUGGCAGUGGCAGUGGCGGCACUGGCAGUGACGAAAGCGACGGCUGCUACAUCCAGGUGCCCAAGAAGGGCGCGGCGGUGGCCGGCAACUCCAUGAAGCUGUCGCCUCUGACCGCUCCACCCCGUGCGCCCGAGCGGCCACGCUCCAACACAUCCGAGGCCAAGCUGCUGGCCAAGAAGCGUGUCAUUCGCAUGCUGUUGGUCAUCGUGGCCAUGUUCUUCAUCUGCUGGAUGCCGCUGUACUCGGUCAACACAUGGAAGGCGUUUGACUUGCGCUCGGCCCACCGCGCCCUCUCGGGCGCCCCCAUCUCGCUCAUCCACCUGCUCUCGUACACCUCGGCCUGUGUCAACCCCAUCAUCUACUGCUUCAUGAACAAGCGCUUCCGCAAGGCGCUGCUCAGCACCUGUGCCGGGUGCCUGUGCCGCCGGGCGUUGCCGUGCCCGGGCCAUGGCGCCAGCAGAAAGGGCCGUGGGCCCGACGAUGACGUCACUGUCAUGACCACAGGCAUGUCCAAGGUCAGCUACAUGUCGGUCAGCACGGUGAUUCCACCCUAGAAGGCAUGGGUGGUGGAGGGAGUGAAAAAAUAACUGUUUGCCCCCAAUGACUCCUCAAGUUUAUUUUAGUUUGUUUAUUUAUUCGAUUGGCUGUCACUGCAUUUUUCUAGUCAGCAUUUCUCAUGUCAGACUUCUGAUAAGAUAGUUGACUAUGGUCUUGGCUUUGUCUUUUCUUUCUUCAAUGUGUUUCAGUCUAAAUUAAUGUGUUAAAUGGUUGUUGAUGAGGGUUUUGAACUGUCCUCUUUUCUAUUUGCUUCUGCUGCUAGUUUCUCCUAUUUUGUGUGACAAAUUCAACCUGAGGAGAGUUGGCUUUUAGUCGUCUGAUUCUGCUGUUCAAUAUUCUUGUAUUAAUGUUGUGAUCUCUGUGCUAAAACUAACAGCUACAGGAUUUUUGUGGAUUCUGUGCAUUUUAAGUUUAUUUCUGCUGUAUAAAUAAUGUUUAAUCCACCAUCUAACCAGAAAAAAACAGUUCUAUAUUCACAUCAAUACAGGUUUACAAGCCCUAAAUAUAUACUUUUACCUAUUGAGCUGUAUAAUUCUUAUGGACAUCACGACUUCAUGACCAUUUUGCAUGGACAGGCUUGACCACACAAAGCAAGCUCUCCCUCUCGCUGUGCUGGACUACAGAUGGAGCUGCUGGCGGGGGCAGCACUCUGUUCCAUUCACUCUGAUCUC